This is a messenger RNA of Mycetomoellerius zeteki, 1287 nucleotides long. RefSeq lists its product as uncharacterized. NCBI's taxonomy places the organism in Eukaryota, Metazoa, Arthropoda, Insecta, Hymenoptera, Formicidae. Bases 1 to 1287 code for a protein of 428 amino acids. The record is from RefSeq and is a predicted model, not a curated record. The transcript has a single exon.
AUGCCUAAAGUACAUAAAGAUGGUUAUCCUUUAAGGAUAAUUAUUUCAUCUACAGGAAGUCCUUUGCAUAAUUUGGCAACGUUCUUGUAUAAAAUCUUAGUUACAAGCUUACCUCCAGUUAAAGGUUUUAUUAGGAAUAGCUUUCAACUCGCUAAAAAUAUAGAUAAACUUAAAAUUUCUAAUGAUGACACUCUGUUUUCUUUGGAUGUGGUUUCAUUGUUUACAAAUGUCCCAGUGGAUCUUGUGUUGGAUGGUAUUAAUAAAAGGUGGCAUUUGAUACGGACCAACACAUGCUUAUCUAGAACAGAGUUUCUUAAUGCGACUAAAUUGAUUCUUGACUCUACAUUUUUUACCUUUAAUGAUAAAUAUUACAGACAAUCCUUUGGAGUUCCCAUGAGCUCCCCUUUAUCACCAGUAUUGGCAGACAUAGUUUUACAGGACUUAGAAACAUUUACUUUUUUUAAUAGAUUGACAAAAGAACCUUCUUUUUACAUACGAUACGUAGACGACAUUGCAUUAGCAAUUAACAAAACACACAUUAACGAACUCUGUCUUACAUUCAACAACUAUCAUCCACGACUCAAAUUUACAUUGGAGGAAGGUGGUGACAAACUCAAUUUUCUGGACCUAACUCUUAUCAAGAAAAAUGACUCCAUAUAUCAUGACUGGUAUCAGAAACCUACAUCAUCAGGACGUUAUCUCAAUUUUUGUUUGCAACAUCCACUUUGUCAGAAAAUUGGAGUAAUAGUGAGCUUAACAGAUAGAGUUUUAUUAUUGUCACACCCUUCUUUUCAUAGGAAAAACUUAGAUAAAAUAAUUAGAAUAUUACUUAACAAUGGCUAUCCCUUGAAUUUGAUUUUCUCCACCAUAAAUAAAAGGUUACACAAGAAAUUUUCUAAUCACAACAAUCAAAUAGCUAAUAAUAAAAAAGUAGAAAAGAAACAAAUCUACUUCACGGUACCUUUUAUAGCAGGUAUUUCAGAGAGAAUCAAAAACCUUUUAAAGAAGACUAACAUCAUCAAAAUAGCUUACAAGGGUAUUAAUAAAUUGAGCAACUAUAUUAGAGUGCAGAAGGACAAACUCCCACAUUUUAUGCACACUGAUGUGGUUUAUAAGGUGGAGUGCAGAGACUGUGACGCUUCAUACAUCGGUCAAACAGGAAGGACUCUUAAAAUCAGAAUUAGUGAAUGUUUCGGAUUUAUACUGGUUUCGAAAUUCGCGCCAGUAUACAUGUCAUUGAGUGCGGUCGAACAGGUAGGGGAUUGGCGUUACCAAGUGGCGCUCUGA